This is a messenger RNA of Erinaceus europaeus (western European hedgehog), 2232 nucleotides long. Its product is annotated as butyrophilin subfamily 1 member A1-like. The record is from RefSeq and is a predicted model, not a curated record. Gene Ontology annotation, biological process: T cell receptor signaling pathway; regulation of cytokine production. Gene Ontology annotation, molecular function: signaling receptor binding. The transcript is spliced from 8 exons. The coding region runs from base 1 to 1389 and encodes 462 amino acids. Lineage: Eukaryota; Metazoa; Chordata; Mammalia; Eulipotyphla; Erinaceidae. Gene Ontology annotation, cellular component: external side of plasma membrane.
AUGGAAAUGAAGAUAGAAGAAGACCGCCAAAAAGGAGCCUGGGGUGAAUUCAGUGUGUUAGGCCCAGGAGCACCUGUCAUUGCCCCAGUCGGGAAAGAAGCUGUGCUGCCCUGUCAUCUCAGUCCAGAGACAAAUGCUGAGGGCAUGGAUGUAACCUGGUACCGAGUCAGACCUCCAGCUCUGGUGCAUCAUUAUGCUUCUUACCGGGAUCAUCUGAAGGAUCAGAGCCCAGAGUACCGAGGGAGGACAGAGUUUUUGAAACAGAAAAUCACCACAGGGCAGGUGGCCCUGAGUAUCCAUCCCAUCCUCCCUUCAGAUGAUGGAGAGUACAGGUGUAACUUUGGAAGUUCCACAUUUGAAAAUGAAGCACAAUUCAACUUGUUGGUCACAGCCUCAGGCACAGUCCCACAGAUUCACAUUGAGCCUGGAGGCACUGGGGAGAUGAAGCUGACCUGCACAUCCAGGGGCUGGUACCCAGAGCCUGAGGUGCAAUGGAGGGACCUGCAAGGUCAGCGUUUGACACUAGCCUCUGAGACCAAGACAGCAGCAGAGAAUGGCCUGUUACACGUGCAAACAUCUGUCACUGUAGACACCAGGUCAAGAGAUGUGUCCUGUGCCAUAAGGAACCCAGUCCUCAGUGAGGAGAAGAAAGCACAUGUUUCUGUGUCAGAUACCGUGUUCCCCAGGCUCUGGCCCUGGAUCGUGGGAUUUGCUGUGCCCCUGUGUCUCCUGGCUAUUGUCACAGCCUUUGGUGUUAUUUUUGUACAAACUAGAAGAAAACUAGCUACACUUACUGGGCAACUUGCCCGAAGAAAAGCCCUGGGAAAGGAAGGUCUGGACAAUCUCCGGAGAUAUGCAGAAGACAUAAUACUGGAUGAGAAAACUGCUCAUCCUCAUCUAGAAAUAACAGAGAACAGAAAAUAUGUGAGGGCUACUGUGGAAAAACGAGAUGUUCCUGACAAUCCUCAGCGGUUUGACACUCACAUGGCUGUUCUGGGGGAGAACAGCUUCUCGGCUGGUGAUCAUUACUGGGAGGUGGAUGUGGCAUGGAAAGACAGGUGGGAAAUAGGACUGUGUGUGGACUCAGUUACACGGAAAGGAGACAUCUCUGUUUGUCCUAAAAAUGGGUUCUGGGUACUUUCCCUGGAGAACAAUGAGUACAAGGCACUUUCCACACCCACUUCCAUUCUCAGUGUCCCAGAACUCCCCUUGGCAGUGGGUAUUUUUCUGCAGUAUGAGAAAGGACUGAUCUCUUUCUACAAUCUGACAAGCUGUAGCUUUCUUUAUACUUUCAAAACCACUUUCAACAAACCUCUGAAGCCUUAUUUCUACCCUGGCCGUGUUACUUCUGGAAAUAUGGGGGGUCUCCAUGUUCCCAAGUGUCCGUGAGGUAUCCUGUCAUCACUGUGGGGCACAGCCGAGACACCACAGGGUGUCUUCAUGGGCCAUUGUGAGCAUCAGACACCCCACCCAGGAGGCUGCAGUCAGGGGAGCCAGGAUCUGCCUGAGCCCCAGACUUCUCCAGCCUUGGGGAAACUCAGAGUAACCCCUUGCACUGUCCACUCUGUGCUGACCUCAUCCACACACCAACUCCCAGAAUAUACUUUACUGCUUUAACUUUAGGAAAAAUGAAAAUUUCUCCAUACAAAUCCUUCUGGGAUAUAAGGUUGACAUUAUGAAACAACUUAGCUACAAUCCUCAAUAUGCCAUUUAAGAGCUGGGUGAUGGCAACACUCUGCCACCCUCUUCACCCGACACUGUCCCUCCCCACACCACACACACACAAUCAGUUGAGUCCACAGGCUACAAUUGCCAAGGACCUGGGUUCAAGCCCCUGAUCUCCACCCAAAUCAUCUCCAUCCAAAAAAAAAAAAACACAUACACAGACAUACAUACAUGCAUACAUAUUUAAAUUUAAAAAAAGACACGGUUUGACUUUACUCAGCAGGCAUCUUGCAAAAUGGACUCUGUGUGUUUCUGGCUCACAAAAAGCUAUGGGCUCUUCAAGGGCAGAGAGCACAGGCUGUUCAUGUCUGUGCCACUCUGUGUUAAAAACAGCUCCUUGUGUUCUGACAUUAUACUUGUUAACUCAGUAAAAUUGAAUUCAUUCAUUAACCAGACUGACUGAUACUUUGAAGGACCCACACUUUCACUCAGCCUCUCUCACUGUACCUGGUCUUAUUCUCAGGGCCUGUGAGUCUCCUGUCUCAAUCAGAUGGCUCUGAGCUUCAA